CAACACUUCCUAAUUACCCAAUUUCAUUUUUACAGAUUCGAGAUGGAUCACUCAAGCGACUCAUCUGCUGCUACAAUCCCUGCAUCUUCUCCUCAAUCUCUCUCUCUUUCUUCUUCUUCUUCUCCCCCUCCGAUAUCCGCCACUCCGACCGUGGUCAUCAGCCCUUGUGCAGCUUGCAAGAUUUUGAGGCGGAGGUGUGCUGAGAAAUGCGUCUUGGCACCAUACUUUCCUCCCACCGAGCCUGCCAAGUUCACCAUUGCUCACCGCGUGUUCGGUGCUAGCAAUAUCAUCAAGUUCUUGCAGGAACUUCCAGAGUCUCAAAGGGCUGAUGCAGUGAGCAGCAUGGUUUAUGAGGCAAGUGCCAGAAUCCGAGACCCUGUAUACGGCUGUGCAGGAGCAGUUUGCCAUCUACAAAAGCAAGUCAAUGAACUGCAAGCACAAUUGGCCAAAACACAAGCCGAGCUUGUCAACAUGCAACUUCAACAGGCAAACCUUGUGGCCUUACUGUGCAUGGAAAUGGCAAAAUCCGAACCAAAUUCCCAACAAUCAGUCGACAAUUUCAUCAGUAACCCACAAAACUACCAGCUGGGCAACCUGGGAUUUCUCGAUGACAGCAAUAACAGCAACCUAGGAUCGUUUUGGGAUCAGCCUCUAUGGACAUGAUCGAAUUAUUGAUCUCAGAAAGACGGUGGAUUAGUCAAGAAAUAAUUUUCCAAUGAAGUUCUCCUAACUCCACAUGCUAAAGCAAACGCCAUGGGAAGGAGAAGCUAGGGAACAUUAAAUUAAUAAAAUUAACUCAGUAGGAGCAUAAUUAGGUUAUAAUUAAUGAUUAUAAAGGAAGAAUGCAAAUCCCAUCUCUUUGCUGAAGGUAGACGAAGCAGAUUGGAUUGGUAUUCUUCCUCUUUUAUUAUUUUUUUUUUAAUGGUAAUUUUCGGCAGAGAAAUGUGUACUUUUCUAUGCAAGUCAAUUAAUCUAUAGCAAUCUGAUUAUUGAAUUAUUGUAAUCCACAACGACUUUUUGUUCCAUUUGGUCACCUAAAUAUAUGGUAUGUACCAUU
Messenger RNA from Rubroshorea leprosula, 1057 nucleotides. NCBI's taxonomy places the organism in Eukaryota, Viridiplantae, Streptophyta, Magnoliopsida, Malvales, Dipterocarpaceae. The record is from the annotation of a GenBank genome assembly.